AAAAGUGAGCAGGGUUUCUGUUUCGACUCUGAUCUACUUCAAUGCACAACUAAAUUAAAAAAUACACACGUAAGAAUAAGGUUUAUUGUACAUUUAAAUAUGUAUGGGAUGAGCACAGAGGCACCCGAGAAAACGGGUGAUGAAGGCCCGAGCGCUGGAGGAGGCUCUGGGAGCGGAGGUGGCUCACGCUUUGACCUGGAGAAGGAGACCGAAUUGCGUUUUGAGGUCGAGGCCGGAGAGCGGGUACAACUCGAGCUGCUGUCCGGUUUGGCCGAGGUGUACGGCUCCGAACUGAACCGAAAUAAGAAGUACACAUUCGGACCUGGUUCAAAGAUCGCCGUGUUCACGUGGCAGGGAUGCAGCGUGUCCCUCAGCGGCAAGACAGAGGUAGCGUAUAUCUCCAAAGACACCCCUAUGCUGUUGUAUCUGAACACACACGCUGCGUUGGAGCAAAUGAGACGGCAGGCUGAGAGAGACAACGAGAGAGGGCCGAGGGUCAUGGUGGUGGGGCCGACUGACGUGGGGAAAUCCACGGUGUGUCGUCUGCUGCUGAACUAUGCAGUGAGGUUGGGCAGGAGGCCCACGCUUGUGGAGCUGGACGUUGGCCAAAGCAGCGUGUCCGUUCCAGGGACGAUGUCAGCGCUAUACAUUGAGCGUCCAGCAGAUGUCGAAGAAGGUUUCUCUGUCCAGGCUCCUCUAGUCUUUCACUUCGGCUCCACAACACCUGGGACCAAUAUUAAACUCUAUAACAAGCUGACGUCCUGUCUGGCCGAGGUGUUCUCACAGCGCUGCGAGGUGAACCGGAAGGCCAGCGUAGGAGGCUGCAUCAUCAACACGUGCGGCUGGGUGAAGGGUUCUGGAUACCAGGCGCUGGUCCACUGCGCUUCAGCAUUCCAAGUGGACGUGGUGCUGGUGCUCGAUCAGGAACGCCUCUACAACGAGCUGAAACGCGAUCUGCCGCACUUCGUCCGCGUCGUGCUCCUGCCCAAGUCCGGCGGUGUGGUCGAGCGCUCGAAGGACUGCAGACGCGAGACACGUGACGACAAGAUCCGCGAGUAUUUCUACGGGUUCCGCGGCAUCUCGUUCUAUCCUCACGCUUUCGAUGUGCGCUUCUCGGACGUACGCAUCUACAAGAUCGGUGCUCCCUCCAUUCCGGAUUCGUGUCUGCCUCUGGGUAUGUCGCAGGAUGACACGCAGCUGAAACUGGUUCCCGUGAGCCCGGGACGUGACCUGACCCACCACGUGCUGAGCGUUAGCUGCGCGGAGGAUGACACUGAAGGGGGAGAAAACCGCAGCAGGGGGAUUUUAGAGAGUCCUGUAUGUGGUUUCAUCGUAGUUACGGCUGUGGACACUCAGGCUCAGGUGAUGACCGUACUGGCUCCUGCACCCAGACCGCUGCCACGCCACACACUGCUCAUCAUGGACAUUCGCUUCAUAGACCUGAAGUAAAGAUGUGGAGGGAAGGGUGGAGAUCACUGGGAGGGCUGGCAUGCUGGGAAAAAUCAGGAAUGUGGAAAUGGAGUGAGAUUACAUCUGUACAUGAACUGAAGCGGGAUCAGUAGACAGAGAUAUCAGUCACUGUGCCCUUAUUUUUACCUCAGUUUCAAUGACAGGGUUCCUCAUGUUAUUUUUAUUCAUUUUAUUUUAUUGUUCUCUUUCUAUCCUCUUGCUUUUGUUAAAUUCUCUCCAGCUUUGUUUUUUUUUUUUUUUUUUAUAAAUCUUUUACUCAUUAUUUCAAAAUUUUUUGCCGUAUUCACUUUUAUUUAAUUUUUCCUAGUCUUGUAAUUAUUUAUUUUUUUCUCAUUUCUAUCUUUCAUUCGUGUUGAUGAUUUGCUUCACUUCCCACAGUUCUUGUUUUCUUUUAUUUCCCCCUUUCUUACUUUUCCUUCUCUCCUCACGAUUCUUCAUAUUUCCUCUCCACUCUCAGUUUCUUGCAAAACUGCAUGCAAGAAUAGACGCGGAUAUAUUUUAUUUUUGUGAAACUAUUUUGGACGGAUGUUUGUCAUAAACGUGUUGAAUGUUUUGUAUUUUUAAAAAUAAAUAAAAAAGUUUGGAAUUUGA
This is a messenger RNA of Silurus meridionalis, 2061 nucleotides long. It is a transcript of the gene clp1, whose product is annotated as cleavage factor polyribonucleotide kinase subunit 1. The coding region runs from base 100 to 1449 and encodes 449 amino acids. NCBI's taxonomy places the organism in Eukaryota, Metazoa, Chordata, Actinopteri, Siluriformes, Siluridae. The record is from RefSeq and is a predicted model, not a curated record. Gene Ontology annotation, cellular component: mRNA cleavage factor complex; nucleus. Gene Ontology annotation, biological process: tRNA splicing, via endonucleolytic cleavage and ligation. The transcript is spliced from 6 exons. Gene Ontology annotation, molecular function: polynucleotide 5'-hydroxyl-kinase activity.